Hyla sarda is the source of this 5656-nucleotide messenger RNA. RefSeq names its product MN1 proto-oncogene, transcriptional regulator (gene MN1). NCBI's taxonomy places the organism in Eukaryota, Metazoa, Chordata, Amphibia, Anura, Hylidae. The coding region runs from base 747 to 4379 and encodes 1210 amino acids. Gene Ontology annotation, biological process: regulation of DNA-templated transcription. The transcript is spliced from 2 exons. The record is from RefSeq and is a predicted model, not a curated record.
ACCUGCAGUACUAGUCGGUGACUGCUUGCCCACAUCUAUUAUAUACAGACGACACACACGUAUAUACAGAUGUGUGUAAGAAAGAAGUUGAGGAAUAAGUAGUGUGCCCAGCAGCUGCCAUCCCACGGUCCUGUCAGGAGAAGACAAUGAGUGGCAUGGUGUUGUGCCGCCCUCCAGCCCCGGUGUGUGGCAGCAGAGCCGGUAACAAGAGGAUAGGGGCCCUCGGUGCAGGCAGGCGGCUCGGAGGGCUCCGGGGCUGCUAUCAUUUCCUAUGGCACACACUUGUCUGCUGGCAGCGGCUGGCUCUAGGUGUACAGGCAGCGGCUGUAGAUUGCGGCCGCACCACCUUAAGCGCCCGGGCCCCGCCCCCUCCGCGCGCUGACAUUGGCUGGAGCCGCUGUGAGGGAUUCAUUGCUGAAAUGCAAAACUUGUUGCUGCUGUGCGGGGCAGAGGAGACACACAGAGCGCGGGGCUGACACCCAGCACCGGGCACCGCUCACAAGCAGCAGCACUACCAUGCGGGUGGCACGGCUGAAAGUUGCAGGCGGUCGGCUGUGGAUGUAGUGAGCGGGCAUUGUGCUGUGUUACCGUGCUAUCCCUCAGGCCAGGCCCUCUCACCAUGUGAGCUCCGCAGUCAGGGCUCCGCACACGGCACCGCUCACACUUGGCGUCUUCCAGACACUGCGCUCCUGCAUCUGUCCCCGGAGCAGAGGACUGUCAUGACUUAUUGAUCAGUGUGUGGAAUUAUGUUCGGGCUGGAGCAGUUUGAGCCGCAGAUCAAUAGCAGAAGCGCUGGCCAAGGAGACAGGAGCUUCCCCCAGCCCGGGCUGAACAUGAGCUUCAAGAACCCUGCAUUCCACUCGGGGGGCUCCGCUGCCGCCGUGGACCCCUCCAUAGGAGCUAUGAACGAGCCUUCCAUGAUGGGCAUGAACCUCAACCUCAACGGAGAGCCUUAUGGGUACCAUGCCAGGGGGCACUCGGAGCUCCACGCUGGGGGCAUGCAGCCCGUCCAUGGCUUCUUCAAUAACCAGCAGCAGCAGCACCAUGGGCACGGCCACCCUCACCAGCAUCACCCUCACUUCAGUGGAAACUUUGGUGGUCCUCCUGAUGCCACAGCAUCUUGUCUGCACGGUGGACGUCUUAUGGGUUACAACAAUAAUCUGGGAAGCCAACAAGCUUUUGCUGAAGGGUAUGAACACCUGGCAGCAGAGAACCAGGCUGGAGAAGGCUUUACCCAGCAGAGAACUGGGAAUCUCCCCGAAUUUCAGCACCCCAACUCCACUGCCUCCAACCAUGCUGUCCCUGCGCCCUGCCUGCCCCUGGACCAGUCUCCCAACCGGGCUGCCUCCUUCCAUGGGCUUCCUUCCUCCACCUCUUCUGAUUCCCAUAGUUUGGAACAAAGGAGAAUCCACAACCAAGGGGGUGUCGAUCCACUGGAAUACAAUUAUCCCAGCGAUGGUCCGGCCGGACACUUUGAGGUACCUGUGUUUUCUCCUUCUGAUUCUGAGGGGCAUUAUGGUGCUGGGAGACAGGUUUCCGCUGGUUCUUUUCCUGGUGCUUCUGUUUUGCCAAGACCUCCCGGGAUAGUGGGCAUGCCUAAGGUUCACCCACAGCAACAGCAUGGGGUAUUCUUUGAGAGGUUUGGAGGUGCUCGAAAAAUGCCUGUGGGCAUGGAGCCUGCAGUCAAUGCCAGGCAUCCCCUCCUGCAACAACAGCAGCAGCAGACAGGUUUACUUGCCAGACAAAACUCUUGCCCGCCAACACUUACCAGGCAGCAGCAAACAGAAGGCAGUACAUCAAACACCAACCUGCCAGACAACGGACCAGUAAUGCAGAGCCAGCAUUCGCAGUUUGAGUACCCUAUCCAGAGACUAGAGAACAGAAAUAUGCAUCCUUAUUCAGAGUCAAUGUUCAACAUGCAGCAGGGACCUCCGCAGCAACCUCCAAAUCAAAGAUUGCAACACUUUGAUGCCCCUUACAUGAGUGUUACCAAAAGGCCCAGGUUUGACUUUCCAAAUAACCAUGGUGUUGAGAACUGUGCUGCCUGGAAUAACAACAGCAUUCACAAUGCCGGCAUGGACAGUCACCUUUCUCCUUCCACCUACCCAGGACUACCAGGUGACUAUACUCCCCAAGUGCCAGAAAGCUUCCCCCCUGGUCCAUCAUUGCAGCACCCUGGCCCAGACCACCAGUCCAUUCAGCAGAGACAAAAUGCAGCAAUGAUGAUCAAACAAAUGGCUUCCAGAAACCAACAGCAGAGAAUGCGACAGGCUAAUCUCCAGCAAUUGGGCCAUCAUGGAGACGUGAAUCAAAGCAGCAUUGUCCACGGAGGUCAAGUGGGGAGUAUGCCGCAGCCUAACUUUGAUCGUGAAGGUGGAAGGAUUGCUAACUUUGACCCCCAGAAUCCACAUGUGGGUCAGGAAAAUGCUUGGUUUCCUGGACCUCACCCACCGGGAGAUAUUCUGCAAAGGAGGAUGGGUGGGCCGAGUAUCCCGGCAGACCCUGCAGCCCACGAUAUUAACUUACAGCAGAAUGGGUCAAAUAUGCUUUUUAGGCCAGGUGUUAAUAGGAUGGGUCUUCAGGAGUCAUUGGGGAUGCCAGGGGAAGGGCAUGUCCAGGCCUUGCAUUCUCCAAGUAUGCACUCUCAGUUUGGCAACAACAUUACUAACUUAUCUCAAAUGCAGUCACCGGGUGGAGGGGUGGGCAUGAAUACUACUGCCAGUGACCGCAGAGGACCCCCAGAUUUCACCACACCAGGUAUAGGACAGCAGUCAGGCUUUCCAUUUGUUGGGCCAAAUAGACAGUCGACACCACACAAUCCAACAGGUGUAAAUUCAUCUCCAAGUUCCUACCCACCUCAGUCUGAUUUCCAAUCUAGCCAGCGCUCCACAGCUAGUAAACUGGGGGCACUUUCCCUUGGUUCCUUCACUAAACCUAGUGCAAAAGAAAAUAUGUUUGGACAAAGCUGUUUAGCUGCCCUUUCCACGGCCUGUCAGAAUAUGAUUGCCAGCUUAGGUGCCCCAAACCUCAAUGUAACAUUUAAUAAAAAAAGCCAAGCUGAGGGGAAAAGAAAGCUGAGCCAAACUGAGAAUGAACUAAAUAACAACAGUGGAAAUGGCACUAGUUCUGAAUAUUUCCCUGGGGGCUCUUCUCAAGGCAGCCAGGGGCCUGGUGCUUCCAGUAAUAACAGCAAACCUGCAGGGCAAAAUGGGGUAUCCCAAGCCGCACAGGGAGAAACAAGCCUAUCCCCAAACUACAGUAUGGAAGUUACUCCUGGCAAUGAUGGCAAACCAGUUACUGGUGGUGGACGUGGGAGGGGUAGGAGAAAAAGAGACAGUGGACAUGUGAGCCCAGGUAAUUAUUUUGAUAAAUAUUCUGCAGACAGUGGGGGCGCUGUGGUCAGCCCAGGGCAACAGGGCCAGUCUGCCAAUACUGUAGAGCCUGGUGGGACUCCACAUGACAAGCCUCUAACUUCUCCAUCUUGGGCGAAAGGGGGUGAGCUACUACUUAGUGAUCAACCUGACCUCAUGUCAUCUUUGGACAGUGGAAUUCAAAGUGUGACUAAAUCAGAUAGUAGCUCGCCUCACGUUGACUUCUCUGAAGAUGUCAACACUACGUAUGGCAAUGAAGAUGAAGUUUCUUCUAGUUCAGAUAACAACAUAUCUAAACCAAGUAACUGUCCUUUGGUAACAGGGUCUCCAAAAAUUCAACGGAAUGAACACGGACUUCUUAAUGGACAAAAACCGAUGGGUCUAAAUAUGCUAAAUAACACUACCUCUCUCCCGGACAGUUAUGGGUUGAGCAGUACUGGGGCUGGCCAUCCUGGCACUCCAGGGAUGGAACAGGUCCGCACUCCAACUAGCACAUCAACCCAGGAUGAGAUCCACCCUCUAGAGAUACUGCAAGCACAGAUACAACUUCAGAGACAGCAGUUCAGCAUUUCUGAAGACCAACCCUUGGGGAUGAAGAAUAAAAAAACUGACUGUACUACUCAAAGUGUGGACAGUGAAUUGAACAGUUGUUGCUCUGAAAAUAUCAAAAAUUCUAUGAGUACGAUAGACCUUGACUCUCUCAUGGCAGAGCAUAAUUCUUCCUGGUACAUGCCUAAUGAGAAAUCAUUGAUGGAGGGAGAAGAAGACGACAAAUCUAUCACCCCUUGGGAUAAAUCAAAGAGCCAACAAACCAACAAAGAAGCCCAUGAUCUUCCCCAGAACAAGACCUCAGCAGCGGCACAGAAUGGAAGCCAUUUGCAGUGCCUCUCAGUUCACUGCACAGAUGAUAUUGGGGAGUCAAAGGGUAGGACUCCUGUUCCUACGUGGAGAUCCCUUCAUUCUGAUAUCUCCAACAGAUUUGGGACUUUUGUUGCUGCCCUAACUUGAAAAAUAGAAAGAAAACCCACAUUUUUUUUUCACUUUCCUAAGAAGCCGCUAAAGAUAGGUGGACUAAUUUUUUUUAGAUUGGUACCUGUUUAGUGGCUUUUGGACUUGCAAGGGUUAGUUUGAAAUAAACCUCAUAUUUUUGGAUCUUUUUGCCACAGUAUGAUACCAGUGUUAAUUCUUCUUCAUCCAGCACACUUUGCGCAUUUUUCUUACUUUUAUUUACGUCAUUUCCCUGUUUCUCUGUAAACUUGAUGUAUGGUUUAUCUGGGCUAGAGAAGGGCUUUUGUAUGUCAAAAUUAUAUAUGUAUUUACCUUGGUUUUUCUUUUUUAGUGCUACAUAAAAAUAUUAUUUCUUUUGUAAGAAAAAAAAUUGACAUUUCUAUUAAUCUUUUGUAUCAUAAUAGACACGGCCGAUCCACGGGAAAAGAAAUAAUAUUGUUGGGACCUUCUUUAUUAUUUUGUGAUCCCUAUAUUAACCACAAAGAAAAUGUUACCCAGUCUUCUUUUUUAUUUAUUUAUUAUUUUCCCCCCUUGGACUCUAACUCAACUUCUAAAUGGAUGCUCUCAGCUAUUUUGCACAUGAGGUUAUAUGUCAGCUUAUAUUUUUGGGUGAUUUGUUGCAAGGUAAAUGACAUAGAAGAUAUUUUACGCAUACAGAGGUAAAAUGCAAGAAUUCCUACACCCCAUGCUUAAAAAUCCAAGAUAACAAACGGACAUAUAUUUUAGUUGUUAUUUGCCCCCCUUGGCAUGUUAGUUGGCAAUCCGUCUUUGACUCCUGACUGGUCAGGUUGUCUACAUCGGAAGGUACUUCUUUGGUGAGCUUGAUAUUUAGGCCUAAAUUUAUCAAACCAUGAGGACAGUUUAUUGCACAAACACUCUUGGUGUCUGCUAUCAAUAUUUACAUUAAUAUCAUUCAUAAAUGUUUGAUUAUUAUUACGCAGAACUGUACAGUGUUCCACGUCUAGGAAUGCCAUAGCAGGCUACACAUUUCAUGGUUACUUGUUGGGGUGUUGUGAUCUUCCCAUGUUCAGCAAGGCUCAUUCCUUUCCAUAAAACUUGUUAUUUGCAAAAUAUUAAUGCCAACAGAUUACAUUUAAUAAAAAUGAACUGUAUAAUCUUAUUUCAUCUGGUAUUUCUAUUGAGUUCUUCUGCAUAAGGAUUUAAAUGCAAUAUGGCGGGGGGAAUUCCCUAAGAACGCCAUUUGGCAUGAGGUCUUCAGUAAACUCUUACUGCUGUUGGUUUCAGCAAAUUCAUUGAAGGGGUUAUCCAGGAGAAAA